Molecule: messenger RNA, 813 nt
Organism: Serinus canaria (Common canary)
Lineage: Eukaryota; Metazoa; Chordata; Aves; Passeriformes; Fringillidae
Gene: SHMT2
Product: serine hydroxymethyltransferase 2
Exons: 5
Coding region: 112-798 (228 amino acids)
Biological process (GO): protein homotetramerization; regulation of oxidative phosphorylation; purine nucleobase biosynthetic process
Cellular component (GO): cytoplasm; mitochondrial matrix; cytosol
Molecular function (GO): mRNA 5'-UTR binding; glycine hydroxymethyltransferase activity; mRNA regulatory element binding translation repressor activity
Source: RefSeq, a predicted model, not a curated record
UCCGCCCUCCCGGCAGCGCGCGCGUGGGGGCGGGGCCAAGCGGGGGACCGGGACCGGGACCGGGACCGGGAACCGGGACCCGGCCGGGACCCACGUGCAGCGCAGAGCGAGAUGUGGCCGCUCCGCCUGGGCACGAGCCUGCAGCGCUGGGGGGCCCGGCUGGGCACCGGCAGCCGGCGGGCACAGCACGGGGCUGCUGCCGCCGCUGCCCCCGGGCACUGCCCGGGCUGGACGGGCCAGGAGAGCCUGGCCCAGAGCGACCCCGAGCUCUGGAGCCUGGUGCAGAAGGAGAAGGAUCGGCAGUGCCGGGGGCUGGAGCUCAUCGCCUCGGAGAAUUUCUGCAGCCGGGCAGCGCUGGAGGCCCUGGGCUCCUGCCUCAACAACAAAUACUCGGAGGGGUAUCCUGGGAAGAGGUACUACGGGGGGGCCGAGGUGGUGGAUCAGAUCGAGCUGCUGUGCGAGCGGCGGGCGCUGGAGGCCUUCGACCUGGACCCCGCGCGCUGGGGCGUCAACGUCCAGCCCUACUCGGGCUCCCCGGCCAACCUGGCCGCCUACACGGCCCUGCUGCAGCCCCACGAGCGCCUGAUGGGGCUGGACCUGCCCGACGGGGGCCACCUCACCCACGGCUACAUGACCGAUGCCAAGAGGAUCUCGGCCACCUCCAUCUUCUUCGAGUCCAUGCCCUACAAGCUGGAUGUGAGCUGGGGGCAGGGAGGGUCUGGGGGGAGCCCUGAGGUGUCCCCAAGGUCACCUGUCUGUCUGUCUGUCUGUCUGUCUGUCCAUUCAUCCCUGGGCUGACUGACCUGUCUGCCU